This is a messenger RNA of Lodderomyces pseudojiufengensis, 2487 nucleotides long. RefSeq names its product RNA-binding ribosome biosynthesis protein. NCBI's taxonomy places the organism in Eukaryota, Fungi, Ascomycota, Pichiomycetes, Serinales, Debaryomycetaceae. Gene Ontology annotation, molecular function: RNA binding. The coding region runs from base 1 to 2487 and encodes 828 amino acids. The record is from RefSeq and is a predicted model, not a curated record. The transcript has a single exon.
AUGUCUCGUGUUAUAGUGAGAGGCUUACCAAAGUAUUAUACCGAGGAAAAUUUGAGGAAUCAUUUUGGAAAACAAGGUGAAGUAACAGAUGUCAAAUUAGUUAAACAAAAAAAUGGAGAGUCAAGAAGAUUUGCAUUUAUUGGAUACAAAUCUAAUGAGUCAGCUGAAAAAGCUGUAAAGUUUUUCAACAGAUCCUUCAUUGAUACAGCAAGAAUAGACGUUGAAGUUGCAAAAUCAUUUUCAGAUCCAAAUGUUCCUAUAUCAUUUAAAGAGAAAAGAAGAAGAGAUAACGAGAGAUUAAAAAGACAACAAGAAGAACUAGAAGAGCAAGAGGAAAGAAUGGCUAAAAAACAGAAACAUAAACCUAAAUCAUUGAUAGAUCAAGAGAUGGAAAAUGAUCCUAAAUUUAAAGAGUAUAUGGAAGUAAUGAAACCUUCACAUCAAGUUAAAUCUUGGGCUAAUGACACAAUAGCAGAUGGAUCAGGUGGUCCUUUGAACGAGGAUUUAGAAAGAGCAUUAAACGGAGAAGUAACCAAAUCAAGUAGUGAUUCAUACAAUGUGAUCGAAGCCAAAGAGAAUGAGAGUGAUGACGAAUAUAAUGACUUUAAUGAACUAAAACAUGACAACGUAGAACAAGCAGAUGAAGUUAUAGACGAAGAAGAGGAAAUGAUACCAUUGAAUGAGUUGGAUAAUGAGCAGGCGAGAGAUACGAAUGUUUCCGAUAUGGAUUGGUUGAAAUCAAAAAGUAUACGUAUAAAGGAAAAUGGUGAAUUACCAGAAACAACCGAAGAUGUAAAUACAGGUACGGCUGAUGAAGAAGAAAUAGAGGAAACUGCAAUAAUACCCAAAACUCAGGAAGAGCAAUAUCUUGAAAAGAUACAGGAGACUGGACGUUUAUUUAUAAGAAAUAUUCUGUAUGACGCAACUGAGGAUGAUUUCAAAAAUUUGUUUCUGAAAUACGGUCCAUUAGACGAAGUGCAUGUAGCUGUUGAUACAAGAACGGGUAAGUCAAAAGGGUUUGUAUAUGUUCAAUUCACUAAUACCGAAAAUGCCGUCCAAGCAUUUGAGUCCCAAGAUAAAGAAAUAUUUCAAGGAAGACUUCUACAUAUAUUACCGGCGGAGAAAAAGAAAAGUCAUAGACUAGAUGAAUUUGAUUUGAAAAAUUUACCUUUGAAAAAACAAAGAGAAUUAAAAAAGAAAGAACAAGCCGCUAAAACCCAAUUCAGUUGGAAUAGUCUUUAUAUGAAUACAGAUGCAAUCAUGGAUUCAAUGGCUGCAAAGUUAGGUGUCUCGAAGUCACAAUUAAUCGAUCCUGAAAAUUCAAGCUCUGCAGUCAAACAGGCUUUGGCUGAAGCUCAUGUGAUUGGUGAUGUUCGAAAGUUUUUUGAAGAUAAAGGUGUUGAUUUAACAAGUUUCAACAAGAAGGAAAGGGAUGAUAAAAUAAUUUUGGUAAAAAAUUUUGCAUUUGGUACCACAAUCGAAGAAUUGGGAGAGACUUUUUCGCAAUAUGGACCUUUGAAAAGAAUGAUAAUGCCACCAGCUGGGACAAUAGCUAUCAUAGAGUUCAAAGAUGCACCAAGUGCAAGAGCGGCAUUCACAAAACUAGCAUAUAAAAGAUUUGGUUCUAGUAUUUUGUACUUGGAGAAAGGACCAAAAGAUUUGUUCAAUCGUGAGCCAACUACAUCAGAGAAUAUCACGGAGAAGAAAGAACCAGAAACAGAAAAUGUCGUUGAAGUUAAAGCGUCAGUUAACGAUAUAAUGGGUGAACCACAAACGGAAGAAGAUAUAGAAGAAAUUCAAGGAUCAUCAGUCUCCAUAUUCGUUAAAAAUCUUAAUUUUUCAACUACAGUGCAACAACUAGCAGAUCUUUUCAAAUCGAUACCAGGAUAUGUUACUGCAACUGUUAAAACGAAACCAGAUCCAAAGAAUUCUGGUCAAACUUUGAGUAUGGGUUUUGGGUUCGUUGAGUUUAAAUCCAAAGCACAAGCCGAGGCAGCUAUAAAAACAUUAGACGGUCACGUUCUAGAUGGUCAUAAAUUACUAUUAAAAUUAUCACACAAACAAUCAUCUAACACUAAAUCCACUACUUCGAAAUCCAGUAGAUCAACAAAAAUACUCAUCAAAAAUUUACCAUUCGAAGCCACGAGGAAAGAUCUAUUGGAAUUAUUUGGUGCUUUUGGACAUUUAAAAUCUGUUAGAGUACCUAAAAAAUUUGAUCAAACAGCUAGAGGUUUCGCAUUCGUUGAAUUUAACUUAUUAAAGGAAGCUGAAAAUGCUAUGAAACAAUUAGAAGGUGUCCAUUUGUUAGGUAGAAGGUUAGUAAUGCAGUACGCUGAGAAAGACUCAGAAAAUGCUGAAGCAGAGAUUGAAAAAAUGACCAAAAAAGUUAAGAAACAGGUUGGUACUCAAAAUUUGGCUGCUGCUAGAGUAGCUGGGAAAUCUAGAAUUGAAUUGGAGGAAAAAGAAGAUGAUUUCGGUGAUUUUUGA